CGUACAUUAAGGUGUGAACACUACGGAAUAAAAUUAUAAAAAAUAUUUUAAAAUUAUUCGAAAAUGCAGUUUAAAAAUUUAAAAAAUAUUUUUGUCACAAUUCUCAUACAAAUUUCAAUUCAAUGUGUAAGUUCACAAUUGCCAUUCGAAGUUACACUGCCACCAGGAGUUUCACUUCCUCCGGGAUUCACACUUCCGCCUUGGUUCACUAUUCCACCCAAUAUCGAACUUCCAAAUGGUGAACUGCCUGAUAACUAUAUGCUUGUACAUCAGGCAUUAAUAACACGAAGAGGAGAUACUAAUCUCAAUCAGCACCUGUGUGGUGGUGCCUUAGUUCUUAAUUUCACAGUGUUAACCUCAGCUAAUUGUCUCCUUAAAGAUAACGAUGAAUUUUAUGAUGCCAGUGAAUUAAGUGUAGCACUAGGAACAUUUUCAAUAGAAAAUGUUUUGGCUAGUCAACCGUCGUAUUUUGAUGUUAGUAAAGUAAUUAUUCAUGGAAGGUUUAACAGAAGGACGCUGGCUAAUAAUGUAGCUGUGAUAAAGCUUAAUGGCAAACCAGGAGCCAGUGAAAGAAUUCUUCCAACGAUGCCUUCAAGAGAAAAGGUUUCUCCGUCUAUGCAGUGCUUUUUGUUGGGAUACAGUAAUGAUGAACCGACAAUAAAGCUCAUUAAACCAAAAUACAACAUAAAAUGUAGCUCACACAAACAACAACCUUGGCCUGCUGAAACAUUUUGUUCUGGAGAUUAUGAUGACUUUUAUGACACCUGUGAAGGAAAUCAAGGUUCAGCAUUAAUUUGUGAUGGAAUGGUCCAAGGAAUUGUAACAAGAUCUUGCUCUAGUGAUGUAAUCAUGCAGUAUUCAGAUGCUUCACAAUUUUUCUUUUGGAUUGCAACCAAGCAAUUGGAUAAGAAUCCAUACAGAUUAAUGGAUAAUGAGAUAGUGAGAUAUUUUCUUUUUGGAUCGCUGGAUUUUAUUGCGUGGCUAUCGGGAUCAACACAAGUUGCUGACUAUUUUGAGGUUGUGAAGUUUUUCUUUUAACAUUACAAAUAAUUAAUUAAAGUUUAGAUUGUGAAAAAAUCUG
This is a messenger RNA of Chironomus riparius, 1081 nucleotides long. NCBI's taxonomy places the organism in Eukaryota, Metazoa, Arthropoda, Insecta, Diptera, Chironomidae. The record is from the annotation of a GenBank genome assembly.